GGUUAAGUCGAGUUAAGUCCAUUUUGUCACACUGACGUAAUCUUUUGACGAUACUGUCAACCCAAAAUAUGAAUGUUUCGAAGAAAAUCAUAGCCAGAGAUCAUAACCAAAUCACUGUGAUGCUCCUGCCACAUCUUCUAAUGAUACUCCUUCUACUCGGCACUCUCAUCCUACCCGCUUUCACAGCUAACGAAAGCUUCAGAGUCCUAGGAGGCCACGUGUGCAAAAAAGACUACGAAAUCAUGGUGUCGAUACGCGACUCGAAAACCGAGCUGCACACUUGUGGAGGCUCCCUUCUGUCCACCAAAUGGAUCCUCACGGCAGCUCAUUGCUUCGCCAAAGGCGACUACGCGAUCAUCGGCCUCCUACCCACAGAGGACUUGUACAAUUACAAAACCGGCAUGAAAAGCCACCUGACAGGUUGGUAUCCGCACCCUCAGUUCGACGAGAACGACAACAAGGAAGAUAUAGCUCUGGGUCGUUUAGAGCCGGAAGUAGAUCUGGCUGCUCUGCCUCAUGUCAGGUUCGUUUCUCUGCCGCAAUCGCUCGUCACUGUGGAGUUGGCCGAGAUUUGCAAAGACAAAGCCUUGUCGAUGGGCUGGGGCACUACUGAUUUUGACAGGCCGGUAGUGGAACGGAAAAUCAGGUGCGUAGAGUUGCCGGUCAUCACCAAUGCGGAGUGCAAGGAGUUGUAUAAGGAGAACGAUGCAGAUAUAAUGAUAUUCGAUUCGAGUGUUUGUACGUUCAGCAAGAAGGGCUUGGAUACUUGUUCGGGGGAUUCGGGGGGGCCUCUCCUUUGCGGGGGGGUGCAGUACGGGGUGGUGUCUUGGGGCGAUGAUUGCGGCUUGUAUCCGGGGGUGUACACCAGGGUGGACAAACAUCUCGACUUCAUUUCGGGGAUUAUGGGGAAUAAACGGGCUUACAAGUCGGAUGCUAUCAGAGCGGUCCACCGUCAAGGUCGGUUUGCUGUAUUGGUUAUGGUGCUGCUUGGAAUAUGUAACAUAUAUAGAGACUUAUUUUCUACUGAGUAUCUAUAACGAUGAUGAGCAAGACUUGUGGGCAUUAUGGGGUCACUAAUAAAUCGUCUCAGAUAGUCUCUAAAUAUUAUUCUGAAUCUUUCCGUGUUCAAUGGUAUGAAAUAUGAUUCAUAGUCACGACUUCAGUUGAAAACUACCAGGAUAACGAUGAAAAUGAUAGAACACCCUAGUAAGUAACAACGGGAAAGAUGAAGAACUCCACUGUCCAAGGCAGAACUCGACUUCCACG
This is a messenger RNA of Phaedon cochleariae (mustard beetle), 1266 nucleotides long. NCBI's taxonomy places the organism in Eukaryota, Metazoa, Arthropoda, Insecta, Coleoptera, Chrysomelidae. The record is from the annotation of a GenBank genome assembly.